UCUCUCUCUCUCUCUCUCUCUCUCUCUCUCUCUCUCUCUCUCUCUCUAGCCUUCUCCUUCUCCUUCUCCUUCCAGCAUGCAACCUUGUAGCAGAGAGAUGCAGAGCCUCAACUCCCUCCUGAACCCUCCCCAGGUCUCCCUCCACGACCUCCAGGGCGGCAACGGCGACCACCACCAGAUCCAGGGCGGCGCCGCCCACUUCGACCCCUCCUCCUCCGGCGACGACUUCCUCGACCACAUGUUCUCCGCCAUGCCUCCCUGGGCCGACCACCUCGGCCCCGCCGACCCCCACCCCAUGCCCCAGAACGGCGACGUCCCCGUCGACCUGUCGGAGGACGUCGGCGGCUUCCACGGCCUGGACGAGGCCACGGUCCUGGCCGCGAAGCUGAGGCAGCACCAGAUCGGCGGCGGCGGCGGGGGCUCCCAGGCCGGGGCCGCGGCGGCGGCGAAGGCGAUGAUGCUGCAGCAGAUGUUGAUGGCCGCUGGCGACGGGUCGUCGUUGUCCUCCCAUUUCAAGUCUGCGAAUCUGGAAGGCGACAGCUCGGUUCAAGCUCUGUUCAAUGGCUUCGCCGGAUCUCUGCAUGGCAACGGCCAAGCUUCGAACCAGUCCCAGCAUUUUCCUCUACCUCAGGCGGGGUCGAUGCCAACGGCGCCGAAUUUCAGCGCUCAAGUGGCUGUGAGUGGUUCAGGCGGUGGCGCCGCGGCCACCGCCGCGCCAGGUCAGCCGAGGCAGAGAGUGAGGGCGAGGAGAGGCCAAGCCACCGAUCCCCACAGCAUCGCCGAAAGACUGAGGAGAGAGAGGAUAGCAGAGAGAAUGAAGGCGCUGCAGGAGCUGGUUCCCAAUGCCAACAAGACGGACAAGGCAUCAAUGCUGGAUGAGAUCAUCGACUAUGUGAAAUUCCUCCAGCUCCAAGUCAAGGUGCUGAGCAUGAGCAGACUGGGCGGCGCGGCCGCCGUUGCUCCUCUCGUCGCCGAUAUGUCCUCUGAGGGAGGCGGUCGCGGCGACAGUUCUCAGGCGAACGGCAACGGGCGGAGCAGCUCCAACGGCGGCGACAGCCUGACGGUGACGGAGCACCAGGUGGCGAAGCUCAUGGAGGAGGACAUGGGGUCCGCCAUGCAGUACCUGCAGGGGAAGGGCCUCUGCCUCAUGCCCAUCUCCCUCGCCACCGCCAUCUCCACCGCCACCUGCCAGUCCCGCAUCCCCCUCCCCUCCGCCGCCGGCGCCGGCCACCACGGCCCCGGAGACGGGCCCACCUCGCCGAGCGUGUCGGCCCUGACCGUCCAGUCCGCCGCUCUGGCCGGGGGCAGCGCCGUGGACGCCAAGGACGCGGCCUCCAUCUCCAAGCCCUGAUCGAGGAAAGGAAACCGCCACGUGGCGCUGACUGUUGACUGCCCCCCUAUCCUAUCCUCCCGUCCUUUUCGUUAUUUCUUGUUUUUCUGAUUUUCGUUUGACCGAGCGGGGAAGAAGAGGUGGGGCCCGAGAAAAAAGGAGAGAGACGUGGGCUCGACGGGUUUCUCGUUUCGUGUGCGAAAGUCUACGAAAAUAAGGUGGUCCUGCACUUGGCUCUUUUUACGACGCCGUAUUUGGGUAGACUUUGGCCCAAACGAAAAGCUAACUUCAUCAAAU
This is a messenger RNA of Rhodamnia argentea, 1627 nucleotides long. Its product is annotated as bHLH transcription factor RHL1-like. The record is from RefSeq and is a predicted model, not a curated record. The transcript is spliced from 8 exons. Gene Ontology annotation, biological process: regulation of transcription by RNA polymerase II. The coding region runs from base 77 to 1351 and encodes 424 amino acids. Gene Ontology annotation, cellular component: nucleus. Gene Ontology annotation, molecular function: RNA polymerase II cis-regulatory region sequence-specific DNA binding; DNA-binding transcription factor activity, RNA polymerase II-specific; protein dimerization activity. NCBI's taxonomy places the organism in Eukaryota, Viridiplantae, Streptophyta, Magnoliopsida, Myrtales, Myrtaceae.